Fonticula alba is the source of this 2064-nucleotide messenger RNA. RefSeq lists its product as hypothetical. Lineage: Eukaryota; Rotosphaerida; Fonticulaceae. The transcript is spliced from 4 exons. The record is from RefSeq and is a predicted model, not a curated record. The coding region runs from base 134 to 2029 and encodes 631 amino acids.
CUCCCUCGUUCCCUCCCCCGCCCCUUGUUCCCCACAACCUCCUUCCGCCGCGUCCCUCGUCUUCCCCCCUUCUCCCCCCCUCCCCACUCCUUUGACCUCCUCCAAAGGCCUCGCGAAAGCCAUCACUCUGGUGAUGGGCGACGCGACUCAGCUGUUCUCAGCCUUCCUGGCGGAGGGCCUUCGUCUGUCAGAUCAGCCAUCUCCGGCCUGGAUCGCGAGUGUCGCCUCGCAGCCCCCCGAGCAAGGAUCCUCGGUCGACACCACCGGGGCCGCCUUUCAGAAGUCUCUCGGUCUGUUUGGCUUCCAUUCGCCGGAUUCGAGCAUUCGCGGUCCCCGGUGGCCGAUUGAUUCAUGGUCCGCCAGCGCCCGGAGGUCCAAUCCCCGUGGUGCAUCGGGGGCCCUGCACCUUGCUCGGAGCCUGCUCGCCGAACCCCUGGCCAAGACCAUCGGCUCGGCCCAAGAUCGGCGCCUGACCGAGGCAUUGAAUGGAAUAAAUGCUGCUUCACGGCCGGCUGGAACCCCCCAUCCCGGUCGGGGGUCCGUCCUGCCCGGGACCUUCCUUUUGGAGGUCCUCCGCUGUGAUGACAUCUCCUCGUCCUUGGUGCAGCAAGUGGAUCGCAUCGAUUCCCGGCUAUCGAAGGAGGUUCGCUGGAUCGAGGGUCUCGGUGGCCAGGGCUCAUCAGACGACGAGGAUGAAGACACCCCAGGGCGGCUUGGCAGGCGACCUGGCGGGGCAGCCGCCGCCGAGGUUGUUGAAGGCGACGGCCCCCCUGCUGAUGGCCCAUCGUCCCGGCCGGAUGACAAUCCCAAGGAGUAUGUGGGCCAGUCCACGCACCGGCUGCUCCUGUCGGCUGGCACUCUGCGCCUGGCGGCCAUGGAGCUGGCCCCGGUUGCUGGCGUCCGAGCGGUGACCCUUCGCCCGGGAUCCAAGGUCCUCAUCCAAAAUCCCCUUUGCAUUUGUCCCUUCCACCCCGAUGGCGGUCAGUAUGUUCACCGGACCCACCGGAACCGGAAGCCCCGGGUGCCACCUCCGACAGCCCCCCCGGGGGGCGCUGGCAAGGCCACACGCAAGCGCGCCCCCGCUCUGUCCUUCAGUGCUGGGACUUUUCACUCGCCCCUCACUGUGGACGCCCAAUUGUCCGAGCCAAAUUGCCUGUUGCUCGUGGAGCCCACCUCCAUGCGGGUUCUCUACAUCCCGCCCUUCCAGCCGACAACCAAAACUCCCUCGGAGGAUGUGCUCUUCAUCCAAAGAACCGAGGCCGAACUCAACAAGCGUCGAGUCGCUGCUGGCGUCAAAGAAGUGCCCAUCGUUCAUUCGGCCAUCCCACAGGUGGAUACGAUGGUGGAGCUGGACUCCACCGCACCCUUUGCCCGAGGGGCGGCUCCUGCCGCGUCGAGGAGCGCUGUCCCGCCGAAUCCGACCAAUGUCCCAUCAACCCCGGCCCGCGGCGUAUCCAGCCCAGCUGUCGUUCCAUCCACUCCUGGCAGGGCGAUGCAUCCGCCAGCAGCAACCGUGGUGGACUUGCUUUCCUCGCCGCUGACAGACUCGCCACACCUUGCGGCUUCUCAAAAGCCCAUGCACCUGAUGCAGCCCCUCCGGGAUGAUUAUUCACUUGCGAUCAGCCGCCCGGCUCCCAUUCCGCUUGAAUGUGCGGCCGAGGUGACCAGCUCCUCCCAACCGGAAGUUCAUGCUGUGGUCAUCACCGUCAUCGGUCGCUUGCGACUGGUGAAUGAGUCCAACGCGGCUGAGCUCGAUGUGCAGUUGCUUGAUGGCUCUGCCACUCAGGUUGUCACCCUGACAACGAAGCCCCUCCUGUGGCUAGCUGGCGCGACGGACAUUGCCGAGCUGUCGGAACCCGAGUGCCAGUCGCGUCUCAUUGACUGCCUGGCUGAGAAAGCCCAUGUAUUCACCCUCGCCCGAUCAAACUCGGCCCUUGCCCUCAGCAAUGCCCCUUUCCGGGUGAUCAAUGUCCGGAGGCUGGACCAUAUAGACCUCGUUGGUCAACUGCUCGAUUAUGACCAGAUCUAGGGCAUUUGACGAAGAAAAUAGACACGCCACCGCCA